Hibiscus syriacus is the source of this 437-nucleotide messenger RNA. Its product is annotated as BI1-like protein. The record is from RefSeq and is a predicted model, not a curated record. The transcript has a single exon. The coding region runs from base 95 to 415 and encodes 106 amino acids. NCBI's taxonomy places the organism in Eukaryota, Viridiplantae, Streptophyta, Magnoliopsida, Malvales, Malvaceae.
ACCUUUGAAUUUGAAUUGUUAUUGAAAGAUUAAUUCAAAAAUAUCGUUUUUCGGAACGUCUCUCUCAAAUCAUUUCCCGGAGAAGACAAAAACGAUGUACGGGUACGAGCGUGCGAGUCGAACAGACACCGGCAAGGCGGAGCGUUUUGAUCUAGAGUCAGGGGAGACUCCUUACCCGGGACUCGGCUAUGGCGAGAAUGCGCUCUGGUGGGGCUUUAUCCGCAAGGUUUACGGCAUUCUGGCGGCACAGCUGCUGCUGACUACCGUGGUCUCCGCCUUCCUUGUAUUGUCAUCUCCGAUCAAUGACCUCCUCCGUGGAAACUCUGGCCUCUUGCUCUUCAUCUGUUUAAUCCCCAUCAUCGUUAUAUUCCUUCCCGAAAUAGGGCAUCGGAUAGCUAUAGUGUUUGUUUUGUGAUCGCCUUUUUUGUUUGGUUUAU